Alternaria atra is the source of this 1728-nucleotide messenger RNA. RefSeq lists its product as uncharacterized. Bases 1 to 1728 code for a protein of 575 amino acids. Gene Ontology annotation, biological process: carotene catabolic process. The record is from RefSeq and is a predicted model, not a curated record. Lineage: Eukaryota; Fungi; Ascomycota; Dothideomycetes; Pleosporales; Pleosporaceae. Gene Ontology annotation, molecular function: carotenoid dioxygenase activity. The transcript has 6 exons.
AUGCCAUUCGAUCAAAAACCAGAAGGUUACCGGUGGGACAUCAUCACCGAGGAGGAACUCAAGUACGCUCCGUCCUACUUUCAAGAUGUUCCGGAAACUACAACGGAGGUCGAGUGUAAGCUUAGUGGCACGUGGCCUAAGUGGCUCCAUGGUUCUUUCUUGAGGGUCGGCGUUGGGCGUUUCACCGUCCCAACUUCAGAAGACGAUUCAACGCCCAGAGUGAUCAUCCAGCAUCUCUUUGACGGACUAGGCUUGCUGCACAAGUUCCGAAUGAUUGACGGUCGUGUCUACUACAUGAGCCGUUACACCCACGGCGGAAUCGUGCGACGAGCAAUGAAAGAUGGUUACGUUACAAACUCCUGGAUGGGCCCCAACCCCAACACCCCUCUCUUCGAAGCUCAGGAUCCGUGUUCGAAGUUGCUUGGAGCUCGUCAAACCGUCUAUCUCCCUGACGAUUUCUCGGCGCCGGACGACUUCAACAUUCAUGUGCAGCCACGCCGCGGUAUGCACCUUCCGACAGAUAAGAACCCCAACUCUAGAGGCAUCCAGGCGGAAGACCCCGCCACUCAGGAGAUCCUGGUCCACACCGACUGGAAUGCUAUGCAAAUCUGUGACGCAAAGACUCUCGAGCCGAAGCGGUUGCUCACCCAUGCGACUAUCGACCCUGAGCUUGCUGGAGCUGGUUGUUGCGCUCAUCCUGUCCAUGAUCGCAAGCGAGGCCAAACUUACAACUACCUAAUCGAUGCAGCUGGUAUCAUGUAUGUUUUCGCACUCGACGUUGCAUCCAAUCCGGCACGUCUCCUGUGGAAAUCUGCACUUCCGUGUAAACCAUGCUACACGCAUGCUCUCGCCAUGACUGACAAGUACGUCGUGUUUGUCAGAAACCCUGUUACCAUGGAUACUAGUGAUCCUACUAAGACCAUCAUCGAAGCGAUGAAGUGCGAGCACGACUCUCCCGUAUAUUUUUUCGUUUUAAACAAGGCCGAUGGCAAACUUGUCGCAUCCUACGAAGUACCAAACUUCUACUUCUUCCACACAGCCAACGCAUACGACUACAUCGACCCCAAAACCGGGCACACCAACGUCCACGUCGACAUCGCUAGCUACAAAGCGGAACACUACCCCUAUAACGAAUACGCCAUCUCCAACGUCAUCAACCCCCUGAAGCCCUACCAAGUCGGCCGCCUCGUCCGCUACGAACUCGCAGCCGUUAACACCAAGGACCCCGCCGUCGUCGCCCGCGGCACAGUCAAAGCUGCCAUCCCCGGUAUGAUGGCCGAACUACCCCGUGUCUCCAAGCCCGCCUCCAUGGACCCCAACUACCGCUACGUCUACGGCGUAUCCGGCAACGGCGUCGCAGCACCCGGCACCGAAGUCCCCAUUGGGCGUCUCGGAAACGGGGUAGGAAUUACUCACGCGUCUUUCUAUGGCCACCUCUUCAAGUCGGACUGGAAGACCGGUAUGUUCAAGGCUUGGAUUCCGCAGAAUGGUGAGAGUUGUCCUACGGAGCCUAUUUUCAUUCAACGCCCUGGAGCGACGGACGAGGAUGAUGGUAUUGUGAUUACGAUUACAAUCAACAAGGAGGGGACGAAUAGUAUCCUUGUUGGGCUUGAUGGAAAGACUUUUGAGGAGGUGGCUAGAGCGGAUAUGCCGCAAGUUUAUUCGCUGGGGCCUCAUGGGUCGUUUGUUGAGGGUGACUUUGGUCUUGUUAGUACUAUGGGUCGUUAG